GACUGGUUACCAUACAACAAAAAUCAAGAUUCGUUUGUUCAAACAAAAGGAAAUAGAGUGACAGUCAUCGAGUUCAUCCUAGAAAACAAAACAUCGUACUAAUAAACAAAGAGUUCAUGGUUCGACAACGCACACAAAGAACAAACUGAAGAAUCUAUUGAAUAUUGACGGUUUGAUGGGACAAAAAGCAAAAGCAAAAGUAGAUACAAAGGAACAAAAUUUAUCUAUAAGUGCAGGUGUAUGCAUAAACAUGCUGCCAACACCAAACGAGGUCCGGUUGAAUUAUCUAUCUAUCUAUCUAUCAAGAAGAAUAUCAUGCCACAAAAUUUGGUCGACCCUCUUGGUGUUAUAGGAGAUGUUUUGAGCCCUUUUACAAAUUCUGUAUCUUUGAGUGCUCUCAUCAAUAACAGAGAGAUUAGCAAUGGAUGUAUAAUGAAACCCUCUCAACUAGUUAAUCGUCCAAGGGUUAAUGUUGGUGGUGAUGAUCUCAGGACUUUCUACACAAUGGUUAUGGUGGACGCAGAUGCACCUAGCCCUAGUAACCCUUUUUUGAAGGAAUACUUGCAUUGGAUGGUGACGGAUAUUCCAGCAACAACAAGUGCAAGCUUUGGGAAAGAGGUAGUGUUUUAUGAGAGCCCGAAACCUUCAGCAGGGAUUCAUCGAUUUGUGAUUGCAUUAUUCAAGCAACUUGGCAGAGACACUGUUUUCGCCCCAGAUUGGCGUCAUAAUUUCAACACUACGAACUUUGCUGAAAUUAACAAUUUGGUAAUUGUUGCUUCAGUUUAUUUCAACUGCCAACGAGAGCGUGGUUGCGGCGGAAGGAGAUGUUAAAAGAUUAAAAGAAACCAAGUUGGACUUAAUUAGUUCUAUGUAAUUUGAUAACUCUUUUGAGUUCGUGAUGGGAGACGUUCACAUUUAGUGUCUAGGAUCUCUUCAAAACAAGAUUUUCAUAAUAUAGGAGAAAACUUGCGGAUUCUAAAAAAACAAGUUAGAAGAGUCAAAACAAAAAGGAAGAUGUGAAAGUUAAUAUUUCAAUUUGGUUUUAAGUCCGAAAAUUAAUUACAUGUCUGCAUUUUUUUUUUUUUUCUUGCACAGAUCAACCGGUAUGUUAGUCCUUUCUUCUUAAUUAGAAUUUGAAGACGGGUCCUACAACUCAUUGCUUUGGGAUAUUAUAAGCGGGGAUUGCUUGAACCACCGCCUUAAUC
This is a messenger RNA of Medicago truncatula (barrel medic), 1205 nucleotides long. Its product is annotated as protein FLOWERING proteinUS T. Bases 241 to 831 code for a protein of 196 amino acids. The transcript is spliced from 4 exons. The record is from RefSeq and is a predicted model, not a curated record. NCBI's taxonomy places the organism in Eukaryota, Viridiplantae, Streptophyta, Magnoliopsida, Fabales, Fabaceae.